This is a messenger RNA of Diachasmimorpha longicaudata, 1557 nucleotides long. It is a transcript of the gene bigmax, whose product is annotated as max-like protein X. Gene Ontology annotation, cellular component: nucleus. Bases 350 to 1078 code for a protein of 242 amino acids. The record is from RefSeq and is a predicted model, not a curated record. The transcript has 5 exons. Gene Ontology annotation, biological process: regulation of transcription by RNA polymerase II. NCBI's taxonomy places the organism in Eukaryota, Metazoa, Arthropoda, Insecta, Hymenoptera, Braconidae. Gene Ontology annotation, molecular function: DNA-binding transcription factor activity, RNA polymerase II-specific; protein dimerization activity; RNA polymerase II cis-regulatory region sequence-specific DNA binding.
CCUCCCCCUAACAAAAAUGGACGUUCGCAGAUGUUGCGAAACCCUCACAAUGCUCCAGUAUUUACCAAUACUGUGACUUGUAAUUCCAUCACAUGUGUGAUCUCACUUUCGAUACACCACAAUUCAACACGUAAAAUCCUCGGAUAAGGAGUCUGUCUCUUUCCUCCUCUGGAAUAACCCAGGAAAAUUUAUCGAGAGGAGAUAACGGAGUGAAGACACUGACUUGGAUGUCACAAUUAACCUCAACAUGAGUCUCGCGUGCUGAGGAGACAGUUUCAACUUUUUUUUACGACGAAGUUGUUUGAUUUUUCGUGGAAUUGUCAUUUGAAUUCUGCUGGGUCCUUUAAAAAUGGCUGAGGUGUCUAACAAAGACUACGAAAUUCGAUCCGGAAGGAGUAUCAAUAGUGGAACUGGGUCUGAUGGAGAUAUGAAGCUGGAACCUUCGAGUCCAACCGAGAGAUAUGUUUUUUCCAGGUGCAGCAGCACUGGAUCUGUAAAUACACCAUCGUCAUCAGCUCAUAAUACUGAAGAUGAAGACAGUGACAAUAAGAGUUCUACAAUAAGCUACAAAGAGCGUCGUCGAGAAGCUCACACUCAAGCUGAACAAAAGCGUCGAGAUGCGAUUAAGAAAGGCUAUGAUUCCCUUCAAGAUUUAGUCCCAACUUGCCAGCACACUGAUUCCUCUGGCUACAAACUGUCCAAGGCCACUGUCCUCCAGAAAUCCAUUGAUUACAUACAGUUUCUACUUCAACAGAAGAAAAAACAGGAGGAGGAGAGAAAUGCCCUGAGGAAGGAGGUCGUCGCUCUCAGAAUUAUGCAGGCUAAUUACGAACAGAUUGUUAAAGCCCAUCAGACGCAGCCUGGACAGGCUGAGAUGAGGGUCUCUGAUGAAACGAAAUUUCAAGUGUUCCAGGCAAUUAUGGAUCGCCUUUUUCAAACAUUUAACAAUGUUUCGGUUGCUAAUUUCGCUGAAUUAUCGGGGUGUGUAUUCAGCUGGCUGGAGGAGCACUGUAAACCACAGACCAUGCGGGAGGUGGUACUAUCAGUUCUUCAGCAGCUCAACAAUCAAAUCAGCUAGUCCAAAAUGAAGAACAUUAUGUAGAGUUGAGGUGGUUACCUACCUCAAUCAAAAUUAAACCCAGAAUCUUCCAAUUUUGCCCAACAAAAUGUAAAAAACAAUUAAGAAGAGUUACCAUGUUGGACUUUCACUUAAGUUAACUUAAGUUAUGAAGUUGGAUUCUAUUAAUCGGAAGGAUGGAUGCUAAAUACAUCGACAGAAUCAAAAGGAACACAUGAAGAUGACCGAGAAAUUCGACAAUAUGAUGGCGCUACGUGAACCAUUAGGAGUUAGAGUUGAACAGAAGAUCGAUAGGACUAUUUAAACAGAAAAUCAUUUUGUACGCAAUACAAGAAGAAGAUGAGUCUUCGAUGAGUCUAUUUGUAAUAAGUUUGUUCUGCAGUGCCUCAACAGGGCAGAAAUAUUCAUAAAAUAUAAUUUUUUAAUAAUCCGCAAGUUGCCAUUUUAUAGCUAUGAAUAAAUGUAUAUGAAGAACGUUA